Messenger RNA from Phragmites australis (common reed), 3698 nucleotides. Its product is annotated as kinesin-like protein KIN-14E. Bases 93 to 3425 code for a protein of 1110 amino acids. Gene Ontology annotation, biological process: microtubule-based movement. Gene Ontology annotation, molecular function: microtubule binding; microtubule motor activity; ATP binding. The transcript is spliced from 22 exons. Lineage: Eukaryota; Viridiplantae; Streptophyta; Magnoliopsida; Poales; Poaceae. The record is from RefSeq and is a predicted model, not a curated record.
GAGCCAACCUCAAAUCCAUCCAACGCCGCAUUUCUGAUUUCUCCCUCAAAUCCUUCAUCCCUUUCCAGCUCGCUCAGCAGCUCUACGAUCCAAUGGAAGGUGCGGAGGCGCGGUGCCCCGGCGGCGACCCCAUGGACUUCUCGUGGGACGCGGACGGGGAGAAGACGGCGCCUUGCGCCAGCCCCGACCGCGACGAGGAGCCGGCCCCGCGCCCACCGCCGCAGGAGGUGGCGGAGUCCAUGAUCCUUGUGUCCGGGCCGCGCGUGGUCAUGUCCGGGCUGAGGCUGGCCGACUGCCGUUCAGAUGACUCUGUUUUAUUCAUUAAUGCUGGUGGCGGUGCAAUAGAAGGCUGUGAUCCCUCUGUAAUGGUUUCUGGUGAUUCAUUCUUUGAAGGAGGGGAUGUGAUAGAGACGAAUGAGAGCAUAAUUGACGGUGGUGAUUGUCCCUCUCUUUAUCACUCAGCGCGCUACGGCAGUUUCAGCUACAAAUUUGACGGUCUUGCCCCAGGAGACUAUUUUCUAGAUCUGCAUUUUGCGGAGAUACUCUACACAUGUGGGCCAAAAGGAAUUAGUGCAUUUGAUGUCCUUGUGCAAGACGAAAAGAUAUUAUCUCAACUCGAUGUGUAUGCUGUGGUUGGAGGUAACAGGCCCCUUCAAGUGCGUGAUAUAAGGGUUACUGUUGAGAUGAAUGGUGCUAUUAUGAUCAAUUUCAAAGGAGUAAGAGGAAGUCCCAUGAUUUGCGGGAUAUGUAUUCGAAAAGCACCACUAUUAGCAGCAAACUCAGUUACAAAUGGGAAUGUCUUGUGCAGUAGAUGUUCUGCUGAUACUGAUGUUUCAGCUUUACAGACUAGGACAAGUAAAUUGAUCUCAAAGUUUGAGAAACAGAUUGAGGAGCUAACCAGCCAGUGCACUAUGAAGUCAAGUGAGUGUUAUAUGGCGUGGUCGUCAGUAGACUCUAUCAAUCUGGAGCUUGGCAGACUUAAAAUAGAGCUUCACCAAAAGGGUGUUAAGAUGGAGAGUCUAGAGCAAGCCCUCAGCAGAGACAGCGACCAACUAAGAAAUGUUUCUCAGAACUACGAAAAUGACAAGAAAUUGUGGGCUGCUGCCAUAUCUAACUUGGAAAGGAAAAUCAAGGCCAUGAAACAAGAGCAGGCAUUGUUAUCUCUUGAAGCACAUGACUGUGCAAACUCAAUUCCUGAUUUGAGCAAGAUGAUUGGAGCAGUUCAGGCCUUAGUUGCACAGUGUGAAGAUCUGAAACUGAAGUACUACGAAGAGAUGGCUAAGAGAAAGAAACUUCAUAAUAUUGUUCAGGAGACGAAAGGAAAUAUCAGGGUUUUCUGUCGGUGCCGACCCUUAAGCAAAUAUGAGGCCUCAUCAGGUCAGAAAUGUGUAGUGGAAUUUGAUGGAGCCAAUGACGGUGACAUUGUAAUUGCGAACCCUGGAACAACUAAAAAGAUUUUCAAGUUUGACAGAGUGUUCACAUCAAAGGAUGAUCAAGCUGUUGUGUACGCCGAUGCAUCUCCUCUGGUCACUUCGGUCUUAGAUGGCUACAACGUAUGCAUCUUUGCCUACGGACAGACAGGAACAGGGAAAACUUUUACCAUGGAAGGGACAGAGAGGAAUAGGGGGGUAAAUUAUAGAACUCUGGAAGAGUUGUUUAAGAUUGCGGAGGAGAGGAAAGAAACUGUGACAUACAACUUAUCUGUUAGCGUGCUGGAGGUUUACAACGAACAAAUCAGAGACCUUCUUGCAACGUCCCCUUCAUCUAAGAAGCUGGAGAUUAAACAGGGCAGUGAAGGAUCCCAUCAUGUGCCUGGCAUAGUGGAGGCCAAAGUCGAGAACAUAAAGGAGGUUUGGGAUGUCUUGCAAGCUGGAAGCAAUGCAAGGGCUGUAGGGUCAAACAAUGUAAAUGAGCACAGCAGUCGCUCACACUGCAUGCUAUGCAUCAUGGUGAGAGCAAAAAACUUGAUGAAUGGAGAAUGUACAAGCAGUAAACUUUGGCUUGUAGAUUUGGCUGGAAGUGAGCGCUUAGCCAAGACUGAUGUGCAAGGUGAACGGCUUAAGGAAGCACAAAAUAUUAAUAGGUCGCUCUCUGCAUUGGGUGAUGUCAUUUCAGCUCUUGCUACAAAAAGCAGCCAUAUACCCUACAGGAAUUCCAAGUUGACACACCUGCUGCAAGAUUCUCUAGGAGGAGACUCUAAAGCACUUAUGUUUGUGCAAAUUAGCCCAUCCGACAAUGAUGUUUCAGAAACCUUGAGCUCAUUAAACUUCGCUAGCCGUGUUCGUCGUAUUGAAUUAGGGCCAGGAAAGAGGCAGGUCGAUACUGCUGAACUUCAAAAGGUCAAACAGAUGCUUGAAAGAGCUAAGCAGGAUGUCAGACUCAAGGAUGAUUCUUUGAGAAAGCUAGAAGAAAACUUCCAGAAUUUAGAGACCAGAGCCAAAGGGAAAGAACAACUUUGCAAAAACUUGCAAGAAAAGGUAAAAGAUCUUGAAGGCCAGUUAGAUUCCAAGAUGCAUUCUCAAACUGCAUCAGAGAAACAGCAGCGUCAGCUUUCUGGAAAACUGAAGGAGAAAGAAGAAAUGUGUACUGCCCUUCAGCAGAAGAUAGUGGACUUAGAGUGCAAACUUAGACAGCCGCACCAAUCAGACUCCGAGGUUGCAGUUCUUAAGCAAACGAUCAAAGAGCUGGAGCUCGAGUUAAAGGAACAAGAACACCAGAGAUCAGUUGUGGAACUAAAGAUCAAAGAGCUAGAGCUCAUGUUGAAGGAACAAGAACACCAACUAUCAGUUGCGGAACUAAAGAUCAAAGAGCUGGAGCUUAAAUUGAAGGAACAAGAACACCAGCGAUCAGUUGCGGAACUAAAGGCAAGGGAAAUCGGACAGGAACUCUUGGAAACACAGAGAACGGAGUCAAUGCUUCAGAUUAAGCUGAGAAAUCUUGAAAGCAACUUGCAAGAGAGGACCAAACUGCAGGGCACAAAUAUGACGCUGGAUUCCGUCAACUCUACAAGAGUUUCUACUCCCGGAGAGGCAAAGGUGCUGCCGUCUUCCAGAGAGGAAGCAAUGAGUGAGAAGGAGAAUCGCAUCCUGAGGAGCUCGAAUUCCCUUAACAACCAGCCUGUCAGUGACAACUCUUCUCUUCCUGAGGCCCCAGAACCGGCGACCAAUGAGAGGAAGAGAAAAGGGGAUGCAAGGAAUGCAUCGAUUGGUGGUGAACAGGAGAAUGUUCAGAAUGUUGCCAGGAAGAGAAGCCUGCCAGGUGUUGAGGCAAGAAGCAAGAGAAGAUCAACGGAACCUCCGGCAAAGAAUCUAGGGAGGUCAACGGCAUCGUCAAGGGCCGCCGCUACUACACACAAGACGGCUCCUAAUUCCAGAGUCCCCCGGCAGCAACCAGGCGCGAACAAAACAAGAGGAUGGGUUAGGUAGAUGAUGCCUCUAACGCUGGUCUUUGUGCGCAUGCGUGCUCGUGUUGUAGUUUUAGAUGCCAUUGUCCCGCUCAACUUUUGGCUUGUAAAGUUCCGGAUACAAAUGUGUUGGCUUGGAACUGGAAGGCUCAACUUUUGGCUGAGUCCUGCUGCAUCCUUGCAGUGAGUGUAACUUCACUCCUGUGUAGCCGACUAUGAUUACAUUGCUGCUACGUUUUGCAGAUUCUGGAGCGAGUGAUCUUAUACUGUUGAGAUAUUAUCUCCGAAUCUCUAA